UCCUGAGAUUCCCGAAGUUGGGGCAUCCUACACGUAAAUGUGUCAGCCGGCGACACGCAGGCGGAGAACGGCGGACGGUCUCAGUCUUGCCGAACGUUCGCGAGAGUUCAAACGUACACAGUAAAACCCGUGCUCACAGUCUCGAAAAUGGCAAGAAGUGGUGUCACCGCGUUGAGUCUGGUCUGCAUGUUGGCCCUUCUGGAAUUCGGGUCCUGCUUGAAGUGUUACCAAUGUGUCUCGGAGAACACCAGGGACUGUGCGGCAGCUACGCCCCCGAAAAAUUUGAUUGUGGACUGCGCCACGCAAGACUCUGUGAACUUCAACAGGCUGUACUUGGGCGGUAUCCUGCCCCGUGACAUUGACGAUGGCGUACUUGGAGCAUCGCGCUUCUGCCACAAGAUCGUCAUGAAGAACGGCGCCGUCGCCAGGACGUGCCUCGUCGGAGAUGCUCACAACCUCAACCUCAGCUGCACCCUCAUAGAGGGCGCCGCCCGCAUCUUCACCGACCCCGCCAAGCAGAUCCAGCACUGCAGCGCGUGCGACAAGGACGAGUGCAACUCCGCCGGCGCCAUCGCCGUCUCACUCCCACUCGCCUUCCUUGGCCUUGUGCUCUCGUACUUUGUUUCCCAGCAAUAAUAAACAAAAUAGCAAACAAUGAUAGCUUCAGGUCCUAGCUAGCACCCUACGCUCACGCGCUCUUGCUAUUGUAUUUGAGGGUGUACAAUUUCUGUGUGUCAGACUUAAAAAAAAUAUUUAACACAUUCACUGCCAACGUUUUCGUAGCGCUACGCUCGUAUCCGAUCCCAGCGUUUUUCCGCUUUGUAAACGAAAGCGACUACGAACAGAGCGCCCACCCAGCGAGUUCCCGGCACUCAAUGUGUUAAAGGAUUCCAUUUUUAUCUAGAUACCUAUUAUAAGAAAAUGUUACAGUGAGAUGAAAAUUUUAAAAGUCGAAUGAACAAUUUAUACGUAGAGAGAUUUAUAAAGUUAUGUUAAUCUCAUCAUUGAAACCUAAACCAGUGUCUUAUAAAAAGGUAAGUAAUAAUAUUUAUGUGUUGUUCGCUUCACAUUUAUUUUAUAUUUAAUUAGUUAUUUACACAACACAGUAAGAGCUUAAGAUAUGAAGUCUGAUACUACAGUAAAACAACGUUUACGAGACAAGACUUAAAGUGAAAACAUACGGCCUUUAGUAAAGGACUGUUCAAUAUCAUUGUUGUUUAUUUUGCAAUGUUAUACGUAGUUGUAACAUCAUUUGUAGUGAUAGGAUAUAAAUAAGCAUUCAUAAGAAACACUUAUGUAAAGCAUAGGUAAGCUAUAGGGAAAAUAUAUAAAUAUAUUACUUAUGUAAAAUCGUUACCGAAAGAUAUCGAUUGUUUGCUUAGUGUCUAUGUACCUGGUACCUGUAAAAACCUCCUGAAUCUCAUACACAUUACCACACCCACAAUAAACACGUGUAUUAUAUAAAUAUUUUAAAAUUUAAUGUAAAGUUUUAUCUAUUCAAUUUUAAAAUAAUAUUGAUUAGAAUCCAAACCCAAUUUUGUAUCAGUAUUUAUUUCAAGUUCGAACAUGUAAUUACACAUUUUUGAAGCAUUUCUUAUGUUUUAGGCAUGGCCGUCCUUGUAAGUUUAUUUUAAUAAAAGUUAAGAAUUAA
This is a messenger RNA of Cydia pomonella (codling moth), 1651 nucleotides long. RefSeq lists its product as uncharacterized. Gene Ontology annotation, biological process: positive regulation of voltage-gated potassium channel activity; regulation of synaptic transmission, cholinergic; sleep. The coding region runs from base 148 to 636 and encodes 162 amino acids. The record is from RefSeq and is a predicted model, not a curated record. The transcript has 4 exons. Lineage: Eukaryota; Metazoa; Arthropoda; Insecta; Lepidoptera; Tortricidae.